This is a messenger RNA of Lobosporangium transversale, 1464 nucleotides long. Its product is annotated as deoxyribodipyrimidine photo-lyase. Bases 1 to 1464 code for a protein of 487 amino acids. The record is from RefSeq and is a predicted model, not a curated record. The transcript is spliced from 5 exons. Gene Ontology annotation, biological process: circadian regulation of gene expression; entrainment of circadian clock by photoperiod. Lineage: Eukaryota; Fungi; Mortierellomycota; Mortierellomycetes; Mortierellales; Mortierellaceae. Gene Ontology annotation, cellular component: nucleus; cytoplasm. Gene Ontology annotation, molecular function: DNA binding; FAD binding.
AUGUGGUUCAGAAACGAUCUUCGUCUUCGUGAUAACAAGGCGUUAUACGCCGCAGCAGCAAGAGCUAAAUUAGGAAGCAAGAAAUCAGUGAUUGGAUUGUUUGUGAUCUCGGAGAAGGAAUGGGCAAGCCACGAUGAAGCCCCAAUCAAGAUCGAUUUCUGGAUAAGGAACUUAGUGGUCUUGAAGAGAUCCUUGGAAAAGUUGCACAUCCCGUUGAUUGUGAAGAAGGCAGCUACAGGAUCGCAGGUGGUGGAGCUUAUAGAAUCCACUGUAAAGGGAAUGGAUGUGAGCCAUGUUUUCUGGAAUGUUGAAUACAUGGUCGAUGAAAUGAGACGGGACGCAGCGGUACUGAAAGCGUUGACAAAGAAUCCCGGCAUUUAUGUUGAACAGCAUGACGAUCAAGGUGUUGUCCCACCCAAGGAAAUGAAGAACAAGAUCGGAGAAGGGCACACGUCAUUCGAGUCUUUUCGUAGUACUUGGAACACUUUGGUAGAAACCGACCCUCAUUAUCUCCAACUGCUACCAGUUCCAGAGGCGAAUCCAAUAGAGGCAAAGCAGCUAUAUGCAGAAUAUUUUAACGCUUCGGUUCCCCCUUAUCAUCCGCAUUCUUUGGAUAUGAGCGAAAUAGAGCAACUUUACCCUGCAGGAGAGGAUGCUGCUCAUGAGAGACUUCGAGCGUUCAUCGAAAACAAGAUCAUGCGAUAUCAUCUUACCAAGGACUCUCUUACAGAAGAGGACGAUACAAAAUUGUCACCCUAUCUGUCAAAUGGAGUCCUGUCUACGCGUCAGUGUGUCGCUGCAGCUCGGGCUGCGAACAAUAAUAAAAUCAUCGUCGGAAAUGAAGGUGUUAGAACUUGGAUUAAGGAGAUUAUCUGGAGAGAGUUUUAUCGACACGUCCUUGUCUUCUACCCUCGAGUAUGCAAGAAUCGAGCCUUCAAGCCUCCCACCGAUAGUAUCCGCUGGAGCAGUGAUGAUCGCAAGUUCCAAAUUUGGUGUCAGGGCAAGACCGGAUAUCCUAUUAUUGAUGCUGGGAUGCGUCAACUGAAUGCUACAGGAUAUAUGCAUAGUCGUAUCCGCAUGUUGGUAGCCUGCUUUUUGGUCAAGGAUCUGCUGAUUAGCUGGCAGAAAGGAGAAAAGUAUUUCAUGAGCCACCUUAUUGAUGGUGAAUUUUCUUUUAACAAUGGAAGCUGGCAAUGGUGUGCCUCUACUGGAGCCGAAUCUCAGCCGUAUUUCCGAGUCUUUAACCCUGUGGUACAGUCCCAGAAGUUUGAUCCUGUUGGUGAUUAUAUUCGUCAUUGGGUUCCAGAGUUAAAAGGCCUUUCUGACAAACAAGUUCACGAUCCAUAUCAUGCAAUGUCCGCCAAGGAAUUUGGAAAGCUAACUUAUCCCAAACCCAUUGUUGACCAUUCAGAGGCCAGGAAGAAGUUUGUAGAAGAAUACAAGCGUGUUUUGGUUCAAAAGUAG